Oncorhynchus tshawytscha (Chinook salmon) is the source of this 3319-nucleotide messenger RNA. It is a transcript of the gene tnfsf10l, whose product is annotated as TNF superfamily member 10, like. The transcript is spliced from 6 exons. Bases 296 to 1261 code for a protein of 321 amino acids. Lineage: Eukaryota; Metazoa; Chordata; Actinopteri; Salmoniformes; Salmonidae. Gene Ontology annotation, cellular component: membrane. Gene Ontology annotation, molecular function: tumor necrosis factor receptor binding. Gene Ontology annotation, biological process: immune response. The record is from RefSeq and is a predicted model, not a curated record.
CUGGAGCGGAGGCAGGCUGCGCACACUCUCUGUCUGCAGGAUUGGAACGUGGUUACCCCAGUCAACUUUCUCUCAAGUCGUCGGGGCAAAGAGGAAGAAAUACGAGGAAUAGGAUAAACGACUGGAGUGGUUACCCUCCUUCUCCUCCUCACACGGUAAAUUGAAUGAAGGGGCUCUUUCCGACUCGAAAAGCAUGAGACAAGCUCAUGUAGCCUGAGCAUUGAUUUAAUAUACCCGUCCAGUCCUUGACUUCGUUGUUGUUUUUGACGGAUACACAUGUGUCGGGAAUGCUACCAUGGCCACGCCGAACAGCCUUCAGCAGCAGCAGGAUUACUUCAGAAGCGUCAGCAACGAAUCCACAACGUAUAUGAUGGUCCCGGCCACGGCAAACACGCGUCGCGAUGCCGCGCCAUCCAAGAUGUGGAUCGCAAUGGUGGUGAUUGUGGUGAUCGUUCUACAGAUUGCCUCGACCACCGGACUGUUCGUGUACCUGAAUAUGUCAGUAUCACAGGUGCGUAGCCAGGGUGUAACAGAGGAGCUGAAGUGUCUCAGUCUGUUAAAUGCUCUGGAUAAAGACCAAGACAUCCCAGAGAACCUGGCUCAGCUGUUUGGAGAGCCCUGCAUCAAACUGGCCGAGGGCAUCAAGGCCUACAUCUCUAAGGUGACAGAGAACAUAAUCUCAAAGCAGACGUUUCAAGAAGCGAGAACGUUACCUCACACCUUCAACACUUCGGGGUCAAAGUUCGCUACCUCUGUGCCCCAGCGGCCGUCAGCCCACCUGACCCUCAGAGACAGCAGCACUCAAGGGUCUCCCGUGUAUCCCACCCCCCAGCCCGACCUCCACCAAUCAUGUCGCCACCCAGUCCGCUCGUGGACCAAUCAGAGCUUCGGAGCCCACCUUCACAACAUGACCUUAGCCGAUGGGAGGCUGCGUGUGCCCCAGGAUGGGCGUUACUACAUGUACUCUCAGGUCUACUUCCGCUACCCGUCGCCCAGUGAAGGGGACCAGCCAACAGCCAGUCACCAGCUGGUCCAGUGUGUCUACAAGAAGACGUCCUACCUGCGGCCCAUCCAGUUGUUGAAGGGCGUAGGCACUAAGUGUUGGGCCCCAGAGGCGGAGUACGCCCUCCACUCUGUCUACCAGGGAGGGCUGUUUGAGCUGAGGGCCGGGGAUGAGCUCUUCGUCUCUGUCUCUUCCCCCACCAUGGUUCAUGCAGAGGAGUCAUCAAGUUAUUUUGGGGUGUUCCGUUUGGAUCUGUAAAGAUGGAUGGAUGGAGGAGAGAGAGAGGAGACCACUGCCAGAAGAGGGUAUGGGGUGGGAUGAAAAGGAUAGGGUGAGGAACGGAGGCAGCGUGAGGACACUGCCAGAGUUAGGAAUUAGGGGGUGAAAGGAGGGAUUUAGAGGAGAGGAGGAGGGAAGGGUGAGACCCCAAGGACUAACUCCCCCAUUCUUUCCAAAGUGAAUUGUAAAUAGAUCUGUAGAUUCUACAUGUGAAGGAGGGAGUUAUGAACCUCAAAACAUUGGAUGGACACAGAGGAUCAAAAGACAGAAGAAUGUAUUCAUUUAUAAUUCACAUCAUAUAAUGUGGAACUAUGGAACAGAAUGGUAGCAGAAAAAAAGAAAUGUAUGUGAUAGCCAAGAGUGGUGCAGUAUGCUCGCUGUAUCUGUGCCAUUUAUACACACAUUACAUACUGACUGUAUAGAAAGGAGUUGAGCACAGAACUAGAAUGAGUUAUAUUCUAAUCAUUCUAUUUCUGUGAAGUUGACUGUCUGUUCCAAAGGUUCUAACUGGACAUUCGGCGGUUUGGGAAAUUAGAACAAAUACUAAUAUGUUGUAUACAAGACCAUUUAGAGAAAGAAGAAGAGUGGAUGACUUUUGCUCGCUGCUUUGUUGAGGACUUUUAAACUUUGGAUGUAAGACAGUUUGGAAGAGGACUCUUUGUUGUUGUUUAAACGACAUUGGACACUGUUGAACACAGUUAUGGAUUGAAUAAAGGAGAAGAAGAGGAGGAUAAGGAAAGGGCAGAGGAAUGGAACAGACAGUACAAAGAAAGGACAGAGAGAGCGAAAGAGGGGUAUAUGGCCCUACCAGUCUCUUAAGUAAACGUUGUCUCUUGCUCUCUUUCUUUCUCUCUUAUCUCUCUCUCUCUGGAAUCUCUCUCUCUGGAAUCUCUCUGGUCUCCACCUGUCUGUCCAGUGUAACCUGUGGAACAGCAUACUGACGCCGGGAAACACAUACACACACACACACACACACACACACACUGUCGGACCUACUUUAAGUCCAUGCCAGUCAGCAACAAUUGGCAGAAAGUAAACACACUUUAAUCUAAACACAAACCAUACACAGUACAUCAUGGUUCCCUGCCCUACAGACACACUUCACUUCUCUCUCUGAGACACACACACACACCUUUGUCGUCUGGUAAUUGUCAGUGCACAAGCGGAGGCUGUGUGUGUGUGUGUGUGUGUGUGUGUGUGUGUGUGUGUGUGUGUGUGUGUGUGUGUGUGUGUGUGUGUGUGUGUGUCUUCAGUGUUCAUUGGCUCCGUGGUUGUCUCGGAGGAAAGGUUAAACAAACAUACAGUAGGGUUUGUUUGGGGGCGCGCCUGCCAGCUUUGUAUUCUUUGUUUUACAGAGAAACAUGCAACACACACAAACACUUUCUCUCUCUCAAAGAGGAACACGAAAUACACCCACACACACAGUCAGACACACGAGAGGGACGCCGCGGAACACGAGACACAUGCAGAAAAACACACAAACACACAGACACACAAGAGGAACUCCGCAGAACACGCAACACAUUCAAAUGCAUAGAUAUUCACAUGAUAGGGACUCCGCAGAACACGCAACACAUUCAAAUGCAUAAAUAUACACAUGAUAGGGACUCCGCAGAACAUGCAACCCACACGCCCACACUCUCUCUCUUACACAUACACACGCACACACAUAACACACAAAACUGGGUGACGAUUAACCACCUCUUCCAAGAAUCUGUGGUGGGUUGUAUCUGUGUUUAUAGUGUAUGUACAGGUGUAGGAUCUUAAUUUGAUCCAUAAUGCAGGAACAUAAUCCUGCAGCAACAGUAAAUGUGAAUUAUUCUAAUUAUAUUAUAAUUCUUGGACAUUUUUGUGGGGGGUUUUGCGGGGGAAAUUACAAACUUCAGAAGUCUUUUUAAACCUCAAAUACACAACAAUUUAGAAAUUUCCUGCACCCGCAAAUUAAGAGCCUCCAUCUGUAUAGUUCUUAUACUGUGUAAACUUGAGGGAGAGGGUGGAGACACCAAGUGAACCAUAAAUUGUUAGUUUUUUUCACAA